This is a messenger RNA of Rhodofomes roseus, 697 nucleotides long. RefSeq lists its product as uncharacterized. The record is from RefSeq and is a predicted model, not a curated record. Lineage: Eukaryota; Fungi; Basidiomycota; Agaricomycetes; Polyporales; Fomitopsidaceae. The transcript has 2 exons. The coding region runs from base 150 to 605 and encodes 151 amino acids.
GGCCCACGACCUUCGAUGAAUGGAACGAGUUGCCGGAGCCGGAGGAUCUGGGUAGUACCACAAUAGAGGUUCAUGCCAUCACUGCCGUCAACUUGGCAAAUCUCACCGCCACGCCUUCUGUUCUACCUUCGGCUCUCUACGCUUGCUGCAUGCUUCGCGAGGCUAUCCUCCUCGAAGGCGCAGUCCACCCGGACGGAACAGUCGACACUCUGAGUAGGGCCGACCUCCUCCGGUGCAUGAAAGGAAAAGUCAAGUUGGCAUUCAAGCAUGCAAAUGAAAUUCAGUCGAUGUUUCACCAUCCCGCGAGCCCGGCAUGCACCGCUGCGUCCUGCAAACAAGCCCUUUCCAUUACGCACACCCAGGCUGUCAACUGUAUACACGCUGCCAGCGAUGGAGACCACUAUUACGGCUCUUAUUACAGCUCCCUCCUUUCGACAUGGUCUUUCCUACUUGACAAAUGGGAUGCCUCCCUGAACCCGCCGGGUGCAGUCGUGCAAGCGAUCAGACCAUGCCAGGCUUGUAUGGCAAUCCUGAGAGAUAUCGGAGAGAGAAGAAACGAUACGCGAACGCACUUGGCAAGCGUUGCCGUCGUACAUGGGCGUUGAGGUAGCAGGCUGGGGGGUCCCAAAAGCUGACGAGUGACAUCUCCAGUGUUUCGACCUAGCAUGAUUGAGUCUUAGGACACUGGCUCUCGAUA